AUGGCCUUUACCUGUCCAGUGUUCCUAUUGGUUAUAUUUUUGACCUGUUGUGAUUAUACUCUUGGCCUAACACUGCAAACAAAACUAGGCAAGAUCAAAGGUUUAUCAAACACAUUAACAAUACAAGGCAUCCAGUACAACUACAGUGAGUUCAGAAAAAUACCAUUUGCAAAACCUCCCGUUGGAAAUCUUCGUUUUGAAAAACCAAUCAAGUUUGGGCCAUGGGAUGAACUUCAUGAUGCAACUGAAUUCGGUCCGUCCUGUGUGCAAUAUUUAUAUCCGGAAAUGGCAGCUUACUUACCUAAUGUCAACACAUCAGAAGAUUGCUUGUUUCUGAAUAUUUACAUUCCAAGUGAUACAUCAAGAUCAAAUAAGAAGUCAGUAAUGAUAUGGAUUCAUGGUGGAGGAUACGAAUUCGGACAAGGGAUGUUCACAGAUGGUUCAUAUCUUAGCGUCAUAGGUGACGUCAUAGUAGUCACUUUAAACUAUAGACUCAACAUUUUUGGAUUUUUAAGUACAAACGAUGCAUUAAUGGCUGGAAAUUACGGAUUAUGGGACCAAAAAUUGGCAAUUCAAUGGGUGAAGGACAAUAUAGAAAGUUUUGGAGGCGAUUCGAGAUCAGUGACAAUAUUUGGUGAAUCAGCUGGGGCAUUUAGUGUCAUGCUACAAUCUAUUCAUUCUGGAAACAAGGGAUUAUUUCAACGCGUAAUAGCUCAAAGUGGCACCGCCGAUUCUAUUUUAUCAACUUCUUCUAAAUCUCGAUCACUUACGCAAAAAAUAGCCGACAGUCUAAACUGUGAUUCUUUAUUAACAAAGGAAACAGUUGAAUGUUUAAAAAGUAAAUCAACAAAAGAUAUUUAUCAAGCUUAUCGUGAACACUCUUCUAGUGGUAAUAUGACAAAUCUUAAAGAUAAAACCUUAGAUAUUCACCUUGCGCUCGAUUAUGCGCCUGUUGUUGAUAGGCAAUUUCUAAAAGAUUCACCAGUUAAUAUAAUGAAAAAUCGGAAUUCGCCUGAAUUCAACCUAUAUAAAUCGUUAGAUAUAAUUGUAGGAAAUGAUGAAUCAGAAGGCUCGUUAAUUCUAGAUUAUUUGGAGCCUCUUAAAAAGUCUUUACCGUUCAACAUCAAAGAUGGAAUAUCAUCCAACUAUUUUUGUAAGCAUAUUGUUCCACAAUUCGUUGAAGAUUACUUUGGGGAUAACCUUGCAUUAGCCUUAUCUAUAUGCAUGAAAUAUUAUAGUAAAGGCUCCUUACAAGAACAAGGCCAAAAUGUAGUGAACUUUUACGGCGACAUGACGAUGUACAUGCCAGCGGUUCAAAGUCUAAAUUCCCAUGCUUUAAGAAACUAUAAUUCAAAGCAGUUUCAGUUUUUAAAUAAAAGAAGAUCUGUAUUUUCUCCACAACAAGAUUCGUAUCCAUGGUUUAAAGAAGCUGGUCAUUCAGCAGAGUCAGCGUACUUGUUUCCACCGGGGCAAAGUUCGAAUAACAUAGAAGACGAUGUUAAUACUCGGUUUGCAAAAACUUUAAUGAAAUAUUGGAGUAAUUUUGCAAAAACAGGAGAUGUUAACUCUGCUGGUCUACCAAGAUGGCCGACAUAUAACUUGAUAACAAAACAAUAUGCCUUGCUAGAUGUUAAUGUUACAACGAAGAAUAACUUGUACCAAGACAGAGUGGAUUUUUGGUUGACCCAAUUAAUAUUAUUUCAUAAUAACUGAAUCCACAAUAUCAUCCGUGUCUACGGACAAUUUCAAUCAGACUAAAUCAGCUAAUGAUACUUUCCCAACAAUGCAAAAUUUAAAAGUCAGAAAGUGUAUGUAUAUCUAUAGACAUGGUAGAUAUUGUCAUUAGCUGAAUAAAAUUUUACUGAUUA
Mytilus californianus (California mussel) is the source of this 1868-nucleotide messenger RNA. RefSeq names its product carboxylesterase 5A-like. The transcript is spliced from 2 exons. The record is from RefSeq and is a predicted model, not a curated record. The coding region runs from base 1 to 1713 and encodes 570 amino acids. NCBI's taxonomy places the organism in Eukaryota, Metazoa, Mollusca, Bivalvia, Mytilida, Mytilidae.